Messenger RNA from Anopheles moucheti, 3403 nucleotides. RefSeq names its product calpain-A-like. NCBI's taxonomy places the organism in Eukaryota, Metazoa, Arthropoda, Insecta, Diptera, Culicidae. Gene Ontology annotation, biological process: proteolysis. Gene Ontology annotation, cellular component: cytoplasm. Gene Ontology annotation, molecular function: calcium-dependent cysteine-type endopeptidase activity; calcium ion binding. The coding region runs from base 519 to 3266 and encodes 915 amino acids. The record is from RefSeq and is a predicted model, not a curated record. The transcript has 6 exons.
CAGCAGCAGCAGUUCAGUUUGACGCGUGAGUCACGCGGGCAAAACAAAACAAACAGUCUGUCUAUUGGCAGUUCCGAUAAAUGGUGAAUUUGGAGUGGAAUUAAACUAUUGCUUCGAUGUGAAUACUCUUCCCGUAUGCUGUUAUCGAUCUGCCUUCUGUGUCCACAAUAAAUUAGAACGAUUAGCGUAAAAAUAACUCCGUGCCAAAGGUUUAUGCGACGCAGUGCCAACAUCUGCUUGCCAAAGUACACGCGAUAGUUGGGGAUAGAAACGUUCGUAAGUGUUUGUACGCGUGAGAGUGCGCGAGUGUUAGUGCGUGUUUUGUUUCAUUUUUGUUUUUGCACGCCGUUCCGUACGGUGUUUCGCGUGUUCGUCGCGUAUCUACGCGUGUUUGUUGUACGGUUUUUAGUGAACGCGUGUCGAAGGUUACCCGGUCCGGUCGCGUCUCGACAUAACUUUCUUGCCGUAAAAGGUAACCUGCCCCUUUGCAUAGCGUCCUUGUGCUUCCUGCUGUCACGAUGGCAUAUUACAAUCAGAACUACCACUACCCAAAGAACUGGAAUGCCAACGGUCUGGGAUGGAUUAAUCCGGCCGCGUUUGCCCAAUCUCCUCCCGCCUCACAGUGGCCGACCGUUCCGACGCCCGGCUCUUCCGGUUACUCCAGCCUCAAUCCAUCCAUCUCCGGACAGUCGCUCUCGUACGGGUUUAAUCCGAAUAUGAUGCCCGCACUGCCCGACAGUGGUGCCGGAUAUCCACCGUCCAGUGCACAUCUUCCCUACCCGACAAUGGGUUUUGCGUCGUUCGGUUCACCAAUGGACUAUACCAUGCCCGGUUUACCGCCCCCGGUUCCGGAUGCACUGUUGCGGGGCAAUGAACCUGUUGCGUCGUGUGAAGAAAUUCCGUUCCAGGCCAUCAGCAUCCCGAUCGCAGAGGGAAUGUUUUCACCGCUUGGAGAGCGCAGCAAAGGACAACGACCAAGUGCCGAUGUGCAGGAUUUCUACCAAAUUCGCCAACAGUGCCUCGAGAAUGGUACGCUGUUUGAAGACCCCGAGUUCCCGGCAACGUCCUCCUCGCUAAUGUACUCCCAGCGUCCAGACCGACACUACGAGUGGUUGCGUCCGCACGAAAUUUGCGACGGGCCAGAGUUUUUCGUCGAAGGCUUUUCACGGUUCGAUGUGCAGCAGGGUGAACUCGGCGAUUGCUGGCUGCUGGCCGCCUGUGCCAAUCUGACCCAGGACCAAAAGAUGUUCCUGCGCGUGGUGCCGGAAGAUAACAGCUUCGAGGACGAGUAUGCGGGCGUGUUUCAUUUCCGCUUCUGGCAGUACGGCAAGUGGGUCGAUGUGGUGAUUGACGAUCGUCUGCCAACGUACCGGGGACAGUUGAUCUACAUGCGGUCGUCCGAACACAACGAGUUCUGGAGCGCACUGCUCGAGAAGGCGUACGCCAAACUGCACGGUUCGUACGAAUCGCUGCGCGGCGGUACCACGUGUGAGGCAAUGGAGGACUUUACGGGCGGUGUCGCGGAAAUGUACGACCUGAAGGAUCAAACGCCACCAAACCUGUACCAGAUCAUUGAGAAGGGCUUUAGGCGCAACUCGAUGUUUGGAUGCAGCAUUGAGGCGGAUCCGCAUGUGCUGGAAGCGGAAACACCGGAAGGUUUGAUACGUGGUCACGCGUAUUCCAUCACGAAGAUUCAGCUGGUGGAUAUUGAAACACCGGGACGCUCGGGCAAGAUUCCCCUGAUCCGGCUGCGAAACCCGUGGGGCAAUGAGGCCGAAUGGAACGGACCGUGGAGUGAUAAGUCGGCCGAGUGGCGCUACAUCCCGGACGAACAGAAGCAGGAGCUUGGGCUGAACUUCGACCACGACGGAGAGUUCUGGAUGUCUUAUCGAGAUUUUACGCGCUAUUUCGAUCGGAUGGAAAUUUGUAACUUGAGCCCGGACUCGUUGGCCGACGAUGAGUUCACGCGGGGUAAAAUCCGCUGGGAGAUGUCCAUGUUUGAGGGCGAGUGGGCCAUCGGCAGUACAGCGGGUGGUUGCCGCAACUAUCUCGAUACAUUCUGGCACAAUCCUCAGUACAUAAUCCGGCUGGAGGACCCGGACGAGGAUGACGAGGAAGGCAACUGUACGGUGAUUAUAGCGCUGUUGCAAAAGAACCGUCGUUCCCGGCGAAACAUGGGUGUGGAAUGCUUAACGAUCGGGUUCGCUGUGUACCGUGUGAGCGAUCGCGAUCUAGCGCAGAAGCCGCUGAAGUUGAACUUCUUCAAGUAUAACGCUUCGGCGGCACGUUCGCCCGCGUUUAUCAAUCUGCGUGAGGUUAGCUGUCGGUUUAAGCUGCCACCCGGUACGUACGUGAUCGUACCGUCCACGUUCGAACCGAACGAGGAAGGUGAAUUCAUUAUCCGUGUGUUCUCCGAAACUGCCAACGGUAUGAUGGAAAACGAUGAAAACGUCGGCGUUGGUGACAUCGAUGAUCGGAUUGCGCCCGAUGUACCCGGUUACGUUCAACCGUCUCCGCAACGGCAAGCCAUGGAACGUCUGUUUCUGGAUGUUGCCGGUGCGGACGGUGAGGUUGAUUGGGUCGAGCUAAAGCGCAUCCUCGAUCAUUCCUUCCGUGAUGAUCUGCCGAAAACGUCCUCGCUGAACGGACUGAACCAUCAGGCGUACGCAUCGCAACAGAACGCCGAGGUCGGUAAUGGGGCUGGUGGUCCUGGUGGUAUCGAGGAUUUGCUGAGCAUGCUGCUGAACAUGUGCUGCAAGGGCAUCCAAGGAUCGGGCGAUGGCGGCGGCGGCACACACCCUUCCGGACCGGCCAAUCUGGAAAGUCAAAUCGUACCAAACCAGCCGCUGCAUGACAACAUCUCCUCGGAGGGUUUCUCGAAGGACGUGUGCCGUGCGAUGGUAGCGAUGCUGGAUGUGGAUCACACCGGCAAGCUAGGCUUCGAGGAGUUCCAGCAACUGCUGACCGACAUCGCCAAAUGGAAGGCCGUGUUCAAGCUGUACGAUACCGAGGGUUCCGGUCGGCUGAGCGCGUUCCAGCUGCGCGAGGCCCUCAACUCCGCCGGCUACCAUCUGAACAAUCGCAUCCUGAACGCGCUGGUACAUCGGUACGGUUCGCGCAGCGGUACGAUACCGUUCGACGAUUUUAUCAUGUGCGCGGUCAAGAUUAAAACAAUGAUCGAAAUCUUCCGCGAGCGCGAUACCGAAGGUUUGAACCAGGCCACGUUCAGCAUGGACGAGUGGGUGGAAAAGACGCUUUACUCUUAAGAUGAAAUGAGCGAUUAUUUUUGUUUUUUUUUUAAUGUGGGAGAGCACCAUUCAUCACUCCUGUGUUGCAUUUUACUGUAUACUCUCGAAAACGUUUUCCACCGUUCUCGAAAUCGUUGUAACUUUAUUUGAUUCAG